Messenger RNA from Cylicocyclus nassatus, 5409 nucleotides. Lineage: Eukaryota; Metazoa; Nematoda; Chromadorea; Rhabditida; Strongylidae. The record is from the annotation of a GenBank genome assembly.
AUGACUUCGUCUCCUCGUUCUCGUUUUUAUGAGAGGGUUUUGAAAUCUGGACCAUUCUCAUGCAUACUAAGUCUCACUAACUGUUGUUUGCUGUCCUGGGGUGCGGCGAUUUGUUCAAAAUUUUUGAGUAAUAUCAAGAAAAAGAGAAAAGUAAGCAUGAGCAAUAGUCGAUGGUAUACCGAUACGAGCAGCGUGACAUCGUCAUCACCGGCCCAUAGUGAUGCAAGUUUUGAUGCGGAUGUUACGUUACGGGGGCAUAGCAGCAUUAAUCGUGAGCACAGUUUCGAUGAUCCUUCGAUGCCUCCACUUCCACCUUCCAGUUUCUCGAGACCUAAUCGACCACCAUGUCUGCACAAACCGAAGGACUUGAAAACGAGUGUGCCGCCAGGAGAUGGGAUUUGUGUGCCUCCAGUACUUCUGUCACCAGUGUUGUCGAGACCAGUUCGAUCCGCGCAAUCGGCAACAACUAGUCCGCUACCGGCCCACAACAGUCCUUUGACUUUCCAAAAUUCGGACUCGGAAAACAGCGAUGGCACACCAUGGCGUGGAAGUGGAGGCAGUAUCAAUCUGGCGCGACGCAGUCUAGCUGGCGGAUCGCGUCCAGCUACUCCCAAUAUGUCACCAGUACUAAAUCGUUCUUCCAGUGGAAGUAGACUGGGAGCGCUGCAUCUGAACAGCAGAAGUGGUUCUGGAAGUGGACUAGUAUUAGGACGAAGUAUUGUGCGACGAACCGAUUCGACCAGUGAAGCAGAUCGCCGCAGAAAACGUCUUCGUCGUAGAACGAUGGCUCAGGGCAUGUGCAGCGAAUCGUCGGUGGAAGGCAGUUGGCCAUCUUCAUCAUCGUCGGCAAACUUGUCUCGGCUCCGCUCCGGCCUUGGUCAUUCUGAUCCACAAAUCUCUGCUAGUAGCAGCCACACGCCAUCUCCUAAGUUAUCCAAGGAUGUCCAAACUCUCUCACAAACAACGCGAUCCAGUGCUGCACGCAGAAGUCUGAACGCCUCGACUUCGCCGGUACUCACUCAGCGAUGUCGAAGUCCAAGUCGUGGUGGAGGUGUCGGAAGCAGUGCCACCCUGACUACAAGAACAACAGCUCCUGUUGGGGUUCCGCUGAGAUCGUACUCUUCACGAACGGGAAGUUCACUAAUGGCACCACAACAUGACAAUCGCCGUUGGUCUUUAGCAUCGUUGCCAUCGACCAGCGGUUAUGGAACCCCUGGGAGCAAUUCAGCAUUUUCGAGCCAGUAUUCAUCGUCCGAGCAUUUGUCAGAAAUGUUGGAGUGCAUGCGAGUCGGCGCCGGCCGCUUUGAUAGCAAUGACAGUUGCCCUUCCGCAGAAGAUGCGAUGAAUACGAGUUUUAGGCCAAGAAGUAGAAGUUUGACGAGCCCCAUCAAAUUGAACUCUGACUUUUCCAUGGAGGUUGUCAACCGCAACAGUGUCUACAAAGAACGAUUUCCAAAGGCCAAAGCGCAAAUGGAAGAGAAAUUAGCCUCUUUUGUUGCUGAACAUGCGCCUCUCAGUGGUGGCUCUUCAACGGGAGAUGCCGAUCCUGGCUUGGAUGCGGCAGGAAAUCGUCGAUCCAUGGUGCUGGAAAUCGAAACCUGUGUGGAUCGCACUCUUCUUCGAUUGAUUGGCGAUGGAGCGACAAGGUUUUUGCACCAUCAAAUUGUCGAAGUUGCUUCGGAUUGUCUGGCACGAUCGCGUGAUGAAACCAUCUCAUGUUCGUACUUCUGCGAGAUGAGUCAGAGAUUGGAUGAAACUCUGAAUGAGGCACAACAAAAAACAUCACAAGAAUCAUUUGCCUAUCUGUCAAAGCUAGUUAAGCAGCUACUGAUGAUAGUGAGUCGGCCAGCUCGAUUAUUGGAAUGUUUGGAGUUUGAUCCGGACGAGUUUUACCAUCUGCUUGAGGAAGCUGAAGGUGUGGUUCGAGAGCAGCUUGGUAGUGGUACUGCACGUGUACCAGAUCUGCCACAGUACAUCAUUGGUAAACUUGGUCUGGACAGAGACCCGUUGAUGGAUGUGGAUCCACGUGCGGAAUCACCGCCUAAUCCAGCCCCGUCGGUGGCAUCAUCCCGUGACGAUGAAUCGACAGCUGGCUCGUCCAAGGGCGGUGAACAACCACAGAAAGCGCCUUGUGAAGAUGACUUUGAGACGAUCAGGCUUGUCAGUAAUGGUGCUUACGGAGCUGUGUAUCUUGUACGACAUCGGGAAACAAGACAACGUUAUGCUCUCAAAAAAAUGAAUAAACAGACUCUUGUACUUCGCAAUCAAGUGGACCAGGUAUUUGCCGAGCGUGAUAUCCUCACUAUGGCAGAUAAUCCUUUUGUGGUGUCUUUCUACGGCUCUUUCGAGACUCGACAUCAUCUCUGCAUGCUGAUGGAAUACGUAGAAGGUGGAGACUGCGCAGCGUUAUUGAAAAGUGCUGGCACUUUGCCAAUCGAUUUAGCUAGGUUAUAUGUAGCGGAAACUGUACUGGCAAUUGAAUAUCUGCAUUCUUAUGGAAUCGUGCAUAGAGAUUUGAAGCCUGACAAUCUACUGAUCACAGCAAUGGGUCACAUAAAAUUGACGGACUUCGGAUUGUCAAAAAUUGGGCUGAUGAAUCGGACCACACUCGUGGCAGAGGGCUUUGAAAACGCCGUCGAUACGCAUCAAUUCAAAGACAAGCAGUUAUGCGGCACUCCUGAAUACAUCGCUCCUGAAGUGAUCCUUCGCCAAGGUUACGGUAAGCCCGUCGACUGGUGGGCUUUAGGUGUCAUUUUGUAUGAGUUCCUUGUUGGAUGCGUGCCUUUCUUCGGUGAUACACCUGAAGACCUAUUCUCGAAGGUGAUAUCAGAAGAAGUUGAGUAUCCUGACGGUGAGGAAGCUCUGCCUUCCGAAGCUGAAGACCUGAUAAGACGGCUAUUGGAGAAAAAUCCUGUUGAACGCCUUGGAGCGCUGGUUGGUGCAACCCAGCUGAUGGUACACCCAUUCUUCGCCACCUUGGACUUCAAUACUCUGCUUCGACAGAAGGCUGAAUUUGUGCCACAGCUGGAACAUGACGAGGACACCAGCUACUUUGACACUCGCUCGGAUCGUUAUAACCAUGAUGCUGAAUCUUGUGGUGAAGAAGAAACGAUGGCGGUGGCAGCAGCCACUCCUAUGUUCCAUUCAUUCUCAACAGCCAGCCCACGACAUUCGCUUGUCAACGUUGAACCCCAGGCCGCCCUUCAGAGCGGCACAAAUCAACAAACUGAGCGUUCAAGGAAACCUUCGUCAACUACGCAAUCAAGUGAAGAUCAGGCAGACUUCAUGGAUGAAAAGGAGUGCCCGAUACCUUCCGCUAUGCUUCUAAGGCGACGAUUCUCUGCUCAGCGACAAGCGAAUGUUUCAACAUCUUCUAGUGGUACCACUGGUACUGGUUGUCUGAACACUGCAUGUUCUUCCACCGAUAGCAGCAUGGAUGCUUCACAUGUGAGCACAAUCGUCGUUGGAAUGGAUUCUAGAAGGUCACCUCUGCCUCGAUUCGCCAUUUCUUGCGAUCCAGAUGAGCAUCAUCACACUUCAACUGAAUCUAGAACUAGCAAAGAGUUGUCUCCCGUCGACGAAACUGUGCGAUUUAGGGCUCAUCCACCAUCUCCGUUGCAACUCGUGAUCCCAUCCACUUCAAGCUCCACUACCCAAGCCGCAAGUUCAAGCAGUAAUGACACUUGCUAUGUGGUGUCUGGAGGCCAGCUUUCUCCUGGUGCUGCCUCGGCUUCUUCCGUAUCAUCAUACGAUGGUGCUUCCCCACAUCCAAUCCAUGGCGAGCAGCUAAGUCCAGCUCAGUCCUUAAGUAAACCUCCGAUUACGAUCAGAAAGGGACCAUUUGGAUUCGGUUUUACUCUGAAAUCUGUUCGAGUUUAUCUUGGUGAACACUCGGAUUAUUAUACCAUCGAGCACAUAGUGACAGCUGUAGUAGAAGGAAGUCCUGCCUAUGAAGCCGGUCUGCGCAGUGACGACCUGAUCACUGCCGUAAACGGACAGGCAGUCUACAAUCUCACUCAUCCCCAACUCAUGCAUCGUCUGCUAAGCUAUGGCAAUGAACUGACAUUGAAGGUCACACCGUUGUCUGCCACUUCGAUCAAAGAGGGUGCCCCCAGAAAAACAUUAGGUAAACUUGCUAAGAAGAAACCAAAAAGACCUCAACGUCGAGUCCCGCUUGAGAAGAAGCCAAGAAAACCGUCUUCCUUGCUUCGUCGUCUGAGCGGAAAACGUGCCACCAACGACAUCGUGCCUGGAAGUUCUAGCCAGAAACAGACCUUUAUGCCAAGGUCGGUCUCCAGUCAAGAUGGCGCCAUACUUGGUGGUCCACUUACCACUACCACAUGUCCUCCAUGUGCGAGUACGUCAACAUCGGGAACAGCAGUCGCUUGUCCAAAAUCCACCUGCCACAAACGACUUUCGGAUGUUGGUCUCAGAGAGGAGAAUCGUUCUCCAUUAGUGUCAUCACGGCCAUCGUCCCUGAGAGGUUUGAAGCAGCCACUGCCGCCACCAUUGACCCCCGGAAGUUCUGCAUCAGCCACUCUAAACGUGAAGAUGCCAACGUCCCCCAUACCAGUGAGUCCAUUGGCAAGAACGGAACAUACGGAAAGUGCUCCUGCGGGUCCGAUUGUGACAAGAUCUCCAAGUCCUUCAUCAAGCAAUAAAUUAAUGGCGAGUGGUCGAUCAUUAUUACGGAUGCUGCAUCGGGACGAGAAACAUGAUCCAAGUAGCGGUAAACACUGACUUUAGAGAUGUAAAUGCCGUGAGAGCGCUUGUGUAAUAUGUAUCUUCACAGUGUAUUGAAUUAUGUAUUUGGUUUCUUCAUGUAUUUUCUAGCGUACUGUACAUCGGGUAAAGUGACUGUCAAAGUCUCUUGUGAACGUUUUUCGUGUAAUGUACGGAUUUACAAAUCCCAAAGCGUGUUCUGUGAAUGUUUCAGCAUACUCAUUUUCUUCCAAAGAUUAGUUUCAACGACUAAGAAGCAUCUCUGUGUUUUUCUUCUGACGAUCACUAUAUUUUCUUCGCUGUACAUAGCUUUAUUUAUACUUGUUUCUGUGCAUAGUUCAUGCGCAUUUAAGCGUCCUUUUGUACCUAUCCUCUCUGCUGCUGAACCGUAUUGUUUUGCUUUCACUCACAAUCGUCUUCAAAAUUUUUACUUUCUGUAUUACUGCUCUGUUUCAAUACACGCAGAGCAGCUUAUAUAUCUGUUCGGAACGACCAGCAAUCAAAUCUGUUUCUGCUUUUCUUGGCGGGUGUGCUCUGUGUUUUCUUCAAUAAUUUUGUGUCGAUUCGUCGCCCUUUCCCUUGCGCGUAGUCUUUUCUUGCUUUGUCAAAUCAAACACUAAUGUUUUCAAUCCUACUCGCUACCGAUUUCGCUAAAUUUUUGUUACAUCUGAUAAAGAUUUGCAUGAG